UAACCAACCAAUGCUUUCUUCAAAAAAAUCAGCAAAUUGCGGCUCUACCGUUGAAUUAGCAACAGACGCAGUAGCCACUAGAAGAUUCCGUGCUUCUUCGAAUCUCCACCUGCGUUCCCCGGAAAACCACCGGUCCCUCAGCCACCGGAAUAGUUGACGCAAAUGUCCGUAAUGUUCGCUGACGUGUCCGUUGUUCUUCCGUCAGCUGCCGGCGGUUUGAAACACUCCUAUGCAUUUUCCGACUCCAAAUCCCUUCUCUCCCCUUCUGUCUCCAAAAGCUCUCCAUCUUUUUCUGUCCCGAGGCUAGGAAUUGGACUAGGAAAGGCCCAAACCAGAAGCUGGACGAUAAGAGCAACAGCGUCAGGAAGUUCUGGAGGUGAUUUGGUCCCAGUUGCUCCUGUUCAGUUGGAGUCAGCUGUUGGUCAAUUUUUAGCACAGAUGUUGCAAACCCAUCCCCAUCUGCUCCCUGCAGCUAUUGAACAGCAGCUGGAGAACCUUCAGAAUGAAAGGGAUGCCCAGUUAAAGGAAAACCAGUCUUCAACCAAAGAUGUCCUCCAAAAGAGAAUAGCUGAAGUCAGAGAGAAAGAAAGGCGGAAAAUAUUAGAGGAGGUUCUGUACUGCUUAAUUGUACAUAAAUUUGUAGACAAUGACAUUUCAAUGAUCCCAAAAAUAUCUGAAACAUCAGAUCCUACUGGAAAUGUGGGUUAUUGGCCAAAUCAAGAGCAGAAGCUAGAAUCCGUACACUCCCCUGAUGCAUUUGAAAUGAUCAUCAGUCACAUAACUAUAGUUCUCGGUGAGCGUGCUGUGGGGCCUCUGGAUAGCAUUGUUCAAAUGAGCAAAAUCAAACUUGGUAAGCUCUAUGCUGCUUCUAUUAUGUAUGGAUAUUUCCUCAAAAGGGUUGACGAACGUUAUCAACUUGAGAGAUCGGUGAGUAAGCCUCCCGAGAGUUUCCAGAUCUCAACAAAUCCUGAUGAGCCAGCAGCACCGAGACAACUAUGGGAUCCAGAUUCAUUGAUAGAAAUAUACCCUGAAGAUGGUGACAGAGAGGGCUUUGCAGUUUCUGAUAUUGAGGGUAAACCAGAGAGGCUGAGAUCCUAUGUGAUGUAUUUGGAUGCAGACACAUUACAGAGAUAUGCAACCUUAAGAUCAAAGGAAGCAGUUACUGUGAUUGAAAAGCAGACGCAAGCAUUGUUUGGAAGGCCUGAUAUUAAAGUUUCUGGUGAUGGUACCCUAGAUGUAUCUAAUGAUGAAGUUCUGUCUGUUACAUACUCUGGUUUGACAAUGCUGGUGCUGGAGGCAGUUGCUUUUGGAUCAUUUUUAUGGGAGACAGAAAGCUAUGUGGAGUCUAAAUACCAUAUUAUUAAUAGCUAGAGAUGCUCUUUUGUACUUCAACAAGAAAUAUCUUUUCAUCUUCUAGUUCUGUAUAUUGUUUACUCGUUCGAACCCACUAAGCAUGAUUUUUGUAUCUGAUAAUCAUCAGACUCAUAUAACAUGUUUUACACGUAUACUGCUUGCUGUA
Solanum tuberosum (potato) is the source of this 1519-nucleotide messenger RNA. RefSeq names its product UV-B-induced protein At3g17800, chloroplastic. Lineage: Eukaryota; Viridiplantae; Streptophyta; Magnoliopsida; Solanales; Solanaceae. The coding region runs from base 163 to 1371 and encodes 402 amino acids. The record is from RefSeq and is a predicted model, not a curated record. The transcript has 3 exons.